Molecule: messenger RNA, 648 nt
Organism: Psylliodes chrysocephalus
Lineage: Eukaryota; Metazoa; Arthropoda; Insecta; Coleoptera; Chrysomelidae
Source: the annotation of a GenBank genome assembly
AUGGUAGAAGAGGUAAAGAGCCACGCAAAUAAAAUAAAAGAUAGUGAUCUAGUCAUUGCUCAUAUAAAAUCUUUUAAACCUAAUAUAUCUCAUUAUCGAAGAAGUCAUGCACCACAGCGUUUAUAUCUCCCCAGUGAUUUAUCUGUCCAAAAAUUGUACAAUUAUUUUAACUCAAAACACCCUAAUACAUGUCCGUAUGAAUAUUAUAGGAAGGCAAUUUGGAGUCUCAAUAUUUCUUUUGUGCAACUUGGCCAUGAAGAAUGCGAAUUUUGCGAACAUUUUAAGUUCCAUGGUCAUUCUGAGGAUACUAUUCAAGCAGAUUGUGAGGAGUGCAACAUAUGGAUAAAGCACAAAGAAGCAGCUAUAAAUGCUCGAGAAGAAUACGAUAAAGAUGUGAAAAAGCAAGGUGAAGAAGAUUGUUUCAUCUAUUCAGUUGAUCUUCAAAAAGUAAUUAUGUUACCCCGAUGCGACAUGUUUAAGAAUGUUAUUUUUAUAAAACGUUUAACAACUUACAACGAAAGCUUUGUUCCAGUAGGGAAAUCUACUUCGAAUAUUCGUACAGCAGCAGCUAUAUGGCAUGAAGCUAUAAGUGGAAGAAAGAAAGAAGAUAUUGACAACCAAAUUUCCGGUUUAGUCAACAAGCAGUGA